AGAGGCGACCCCCGACGCCGCUCUCACAAGUCGCAAACCCUUCUUUUUUUUUUUCUGUAUUUUUUAGCAUCUCGAGACCUUCGACCUGCUCUCCUCUUCGUACGGCUCUCCAUUUCGGAGAUGCCGAGUCCCUUUCUUAGGGUUUCCAGAUUUAGCACUCGUUGAAUUCUUUUUCUUGUAUAAAAGAUUAAAAUUAUGUCAUGUCCAGGCAUGCAAACUAUUUUCCGCACUCAAAUCCAUUUUUUUGAUUGAAAACCGAUAUAUCUGUCGGCAAGAGCUCAUCCUCCGAUCCGGGGCUCUGGUAACUUCGGUUUGCCUUCAAUGGCGGAUAGAGAGGACGAGGAGCUGCAGAUGGCUUUGCGCAUGAGCCUCCAUGGGUCUCCUCCAGAGGCGAAGAGGAGCAAACCACGGGACAGCGCGGAAGAGUCAGUGGAGGCUAGGCGAUUGCAGAGGGAACUUCUUGCUUCAGCUGCGGAGAAGAGAAUGAAGGCGGCAGAAAACAAGCGCGUCAUCCCGGUGCGUCCGGUGAGCGCUAUUGAAGAGGUCGUGGAGAAGAGCGUCGCCACCUCUGCCGGUUCAUCCGUGCCUAUGGAAGAAGUGGCUUCGGGGUUACCAGAUGGAAGGGUUGAAGGGCUUGGGCUCACGGAGUUGGAUGCUAGAGUGGAGCUUUCACUUGCUGAUGCUGAUCUGCUCUUCUCCAUGGUGUUUGGAAGUGACGUGUCAAAAAAUAUACUCGCCCAGUGGUGUAAUCAAGGAAUUAGGUUCAGCUCAGAUCCAGAAACAUGUAUAGGUCUGGUACAGCAUGAGGGAGGCCCCUGUGGCGUCCUGGCUACAAUCCAGGCCUUUGUCCUCAAGUAUCUUUUGUUCUUCCCAGAUGAUUUGAAUAAAUGUCAAGACAAUAGUCCUUUGCAAAGUUUAGAUUUGACGGGAUUUUGCCAAAGCUCAUGCUCUCCAAUGAAUGAUUUUACAUCUAUAACAGAAGAUAGGAAGGCAAGGGCAUUGGUUCUAGGUAUGCUUGAAAUACUAUUUUUAUGCGGAAAUUUGAAAAGGGCUGUGGUUGCAACUCUCACUGUUUCUAGUCGUCAAUCAGGUGAAAGAUCUGAAGACCGUCAGAAUAAUGAGAUGAUGACUGCAUACUUGGAAGGCCUUUCAAUUGAAUCUGCUUCAGAUUUGCAGAAAGUUUUGAGAAUUAAAACAUACAAUUUGCGCAACAUUGCUUUUCAGGAUAUUAUGUCAGAGCUCCCUGUGUUUCAAAGUCGUAUGGGGGCCUUGUUAUUCUUGAUCUCUGCUCUGCUUUCUCGAGGAUUGGAAUCCAUUCAAGCUGAUCGGGAUGAUCCUUCCCUACCUCUAGUCACAGCACCUUUUGGACAUGCCUCACAGGAAAUCGUGAAUCUGCUGCUUUGUGGGCUGGCUGUUCCAAAUGUCUUUGAUGGUAGGAUGGAUCUUGGUGGUGGCAUGUUCCUUAAAGGCAUAUCCACAAGCGUGGAGGUUGGAUUCCUCACUCUACUCGAAUCGCUCAACUUUUGCAAGGUCGGACGGCACCUUAAAUGCCCAAGAUGGCCUAUAUGGGUGGUAGGAAGCGAGUCGCACUACACCGUCCUUUUCGCUUUAGAACCAUCGGUGCAAGAAGAAAACGAGCUCGAACAGCUCGAAUCCCGAAUUAGGCGAGCAUUCGAUGCUCAAGACCAGAGUGGUGGUGGGGGCUUCAUUAGCGUUGAAGGAUUUCAACAAGUCCUAAGAGAAUGCAAUAUCAAUUUCACACCUGUGAAACUUGAAAACCUUUGCUCCUCGGGUUUCAUAGUUUGGAGUGAAUUUUUGCAGGAAUUGCUUGAGCUUGAUAAAAGCCUGGGAGGCUUAAAAGAUUCAAGUGGAUCCAUGGGGAAGAAAUUGUUUGAUCUGUAUCAUUUUAAUGGAAUUGCAAAGUCUGUGUUAAAUGGCAACGUUGGCAUGGGAGGUGAGAGCCCUCUGCAGAGGCCAAGGCUCUGUAAAUUAAGUGUUUCAGUACCGCCAAGAUGGACCCAGGAAGAGUUUCUUUCUGAUAACAGAACAAGUGAAGUGAACCAGGCGGCCGCGGCCGAGCCUUCUCAACAUGCUCCAUUGGUGGACUGCAUCAGGACCCGCUGGCCAAGAGCUGUUUGCAGCUGGAUUGGCGAUGCUCCCAGUAUAGUCUGAUGAGAUGCCUCAAAUCUGUUCAAAUAUGUUCUUGUUGCAUUAUUUUUCCUCUACUUUUAAUAAAAUUUAAUACGAGUACUGUGGUGGAAGAAUAUUUUCACUUGUUCAAUGUGUUGUUACAGGAACAAAUUGUAACAUCUAUAUUUGUUUUUCAUUUUUUUUAAAAACUCUGUGAUCUUUGUAAUGUGUUUAAUUAUUUAGAUUAUUUUUUUUCCUUCAA
Molecule: messenger RNA, 2392 nt
Organism: Dendrobium catenatum
Lineage: Eukaryota; Viridiplantae; Streptophyta; Magnoliopsida; Asparagales; Orchidaceae
Product: ubiquitin carboxyl-terminal hydrolase MINDY-3
Exons: 7
Coding region: 322-2172 (616 amino acids)
Biological process (GO): protein K48-linked deubiquitination
Molecular function (GO): cysteine-type deubiquitinase activity; K48-linked deubiquitinase activity
Source: RefSeq, a predicted model, not a curated record